AGGUGGCGGUAACGCACUUGUACGUUGUUUAGCAUCCGCCUUAGAAGCGGAAGUAAAGCAACGUACACAACUCUGGAGUUGAUCACACGUGGGUACACAAGUUUGUCAGAGUAAUGCAGUGUAAUUAAGUUAAAUAAAAACAUGUCAAAAAGGCAGAAGGCUAUGUCUGAAGAAAAGACCGGUUCUGAAGCAGGACGCGGGCAGGAGGAGGUCCAGGAACCGCCGCCUGAGACCAGACGGACCCGUAGCGGCCGAAGAGUGCGCACUCCUGUCUCACUGCUGGAUUCAGAAGCCCCGGUGAGGACUCCCACCCGGAGGACAAGGAAGUCUGUCCUCCAGCAGCUGCCGGCGGUGGAAGAGAAAAACACGGAGGUGGCCGAGCAGAAACCCGAGAGUCUGCCCGAGGAGAAGCUCAGUGUGUCCGCCGAACCGGAGCCGCGCACAGAGGCUGCUGCAGAUACACAGGGAGGCGGCGUUAACGGCAACGGAGACGUUCACCUUCCCGCACCGGCAGAAACGGCACCCACGAGUACCGAGACCAUCCCAAAGAAGAAGCCUCGUCUGGGGUCAAAUGUCAAACAGAACCCGGUAAUUCCGCUGGGAAAACCCAAAUCUGGGAGAGUGUGGAAGGACCGCAACAAGCAGAGGUUCUCUGCUGUGGUGAGAGACAAACCGUUGUGCUCUUCCUGGGGAAAGAAGAUGGAGGCCAGGCGGGAGAAGGAGCUGGUCAAACAGUAUUCUCUGCAGCUGAAAGAGGAGCAAGCCAGGCAGAAAGAGGAAAAGAGGAAAAGGAGAGAAGAAAACUUGAAACGGCGAGCAGAGAACGAACGCAGAGCAGAGAUUGUGCAAGUGAUCAAGAACACAGCGAAGAUCAAGAGGAUGAAGAAGAAACAACUGAGGAAGGUCGAGAAGCGAGACACGCUGGCUCUGCUGCAGAAGUCGCAGAAGCACAAUGUGAAAGCCAAAGGGCCGAAAAGUAAUAAAGUUGUCCAAGAUUUCACCUAAAGACCGAGACAAUAAAAAUGCCCGGUCCAGUA
This is a messenger RNA of Scatophagus argus, 1037 nucleotides long. RefSeq names its product coiled-coil domain containing 86 (gene ccdc86). The transcript is spliced from 4 exons. The coding region runs from base 142 to 1005 and encodes 287 amino acids. Gene Ontology annotation, cellular component: nucleolus. The record is from RefSeq and is a predicted model, not a curated record. Lineage: Eukaryota; Metazoa; Chordata; Actinopteri; Scatophagidae.